Messenger RNA from Aspergillus japonicus CBS 114.51, 978 nucleotides. RefSeq names its product alpha/beta fold hydrolase. The transcript has a single exon. The record is from RefSeq and is a predicted model, not a curated record. NCBI's taxonomy places the organism in Eukaryota, Fungi, Ascomycota, Eurotiomycetes, Eurotiales, Aspergillaceae. Gene Ontology annotation, molecular function: epoxide hydrolase activity. Bases 1 to 870 code for a protein of 289 amino acids.
AUGGCAGCCACUCAGUUGAAGAAGCUCAAGCUCCCCACCUCCAAAGCGCAAGUCUUCUACCGCGAAGCGGGUGCCGGGUCAGCCCCGGUAAUUCUCCUCCUGCACGGGUUCCCCUCGUCCUCGCACCAGUACCGCAACCUCAUCCCAAUCCUGGCCGCCAAAUACCGGGUCAUAGUCCCGGAUCUACCGGGCUUUGGCUUUACAGAAGUCCCCGAAGGCUUUGAGUACACCUUCGACGCGCUGGCCGCGGUGAUCUCCGAGUUUCUGGACCUCCUCGCCAUCCGCCAGUACUCCAUCUACAUCUUCGACUACGGUGCCCCCGUAGGCCUGCGUCUGGCGCUGCAACAACCGGCCGCCAUCCAGGCGAUCAUCACGCAGAAUGGCAACGCCUACGAGGCCGGGCUGGGCGCCUUCUGGGACCAGAUCCGGGCGCUGUGGACCAGCGACAACGACGCGGCCGUGCGAGGGAAGCUCGCGACUGGCCUGCUGAGUCUCGACGCCACCAAGUGGCAGUACGAGGAGGGCACCCGUCCCAAUUGCCUCGUGGCGCCUGAGUCCUACUCGCUAGACUAUGCCCUGCUCCAGCGCCCGGGCAACGCGGACAUCCAGCUGGAUCUUUUCUGGGACUACCGGAACAAUCUGCCGCUGUACCCGGAGUUCCACCGGUUCUUUCGCGCGUCGCAGGUGCCCCUGCUGGCGGUCUGGGGAAGGCAUGAUCAGAUCUUUGUGCCGGCGGGAGCCGAGGCGUUCAAGGCCGAUUUGCCUGAGGCGGAGGUGCAUCUGUUGGAUGCGGGCCACUUUGCGGUGGAGACGGAGACGGCGGAGAUCGGGGCGCUGAUCCUGGACUUUCUGGCGAGGAAGGGGAUUUGAUCUUGGAUGGAAAGGUGUGAGCUGUGCUUUGUGGUAAGUCGAGAGAACGGAAAAGUACCACAGGGCUGCAGAGAAAGGACAGGAGGGCAAUGGUUUACAAGAGUAAAA